CUACUGGAAACUCUCGGUCACCUUUAUCAAUUCAUCACCACCCCAGUUGGUGGACCCCACACUCCGGGCGGGAUUACAAUUCCCGUCUCCAAAGCAAUGACUCUCACCUGAGGGCCUGCGAUCGAGGGAGCUUUCCAACACAACAUUCUCACAGCAGACAUUAAGGUUCCCGACUUCAUGGGGUCCCGAGAUCUCAUCUCACUCCACGUCUUCGGCAUCUACGCCACACAAGCCACCAACCCUGAGACCGCGGCGUUCUGGGAUACAGUUAAGCAGGCUCUGACAGGAAAGCAGAAGUGGAUCGCCGCUGGGGACUUCAACCAGAUUCUAGAUGAGCGCGAUGCAGAUGCCACACACGCAUUGCAGCUCGGGCAAAGCAGGAACAGCUACCGAGGCUUCUUAUCGGGUACUAAUGGGGUGGAUCUCUGGCGACUGCAGGACGAUGUCAACUUGGAGUAUGAUUGGACCAGGGCAACUCAAACGGGCGACACGUUUACGUCGCGUUCAAUUAUUGACCGCAUCGCAGCUGGCCCUGACGUCCCGGGCGGGGACAUACGCACUUGUCAGGUGAUUGUUCGAGGAUCGGACCACAGGGGGGUCAUCUCAAACUUCGCCAUCCCGGUCUUACCCAAGACGCAAUGGGAAAACAAUCCAGCCGUCCCUAGACUGGUCAAGCCACGGAAUGGGGAUGAACGCUUUGAUGAAUUCAGACGGAUCCUACAGGCGUAUCUCAAGGAUGAGCCUGAUCUAUCUAGGGAUAUCAUCACAGAUUCGGACUUCGACCUGGUCUACAAAGCCGCGGAUGUAGCCUUCAGGGCAGCGUGCGAAGAAGCAUUUCACAGGCCAAAACGGCCGCCCACACCGGACAAGAUACAACUCCCCGUUAGAGAGCAGAGGCUCAAGGAGGAGAUCAACGCAUACAACAAAGCGAUUGGUCUGCUCAGACGAGGAGGAUUCAAGCACAUGAUGGCACAUCUGAAAAGGAAGGGCAGGCUACUGUUGGAUAAGCUGGCACAUCAGGAUACAUGUCUGAUGAUCAAUUUUAUCCAACGCAAAGCUGCCGAAAGAUCGACAGCACUGGCACAGAGCCAAGCCGAUCGUCUGUCCAGAAGGAUCAAACGAAGAUUCACCGCUAAAGUCCGAAGCGUUAUAUACACUGGCUCGGUCAAGCGUCUCAUGCCUAACCAGGCAAUCAGGAUGCCCUCAAUCUUACGAAUCAAGGAUGGGGGGUACACCCAGACUCCGAUUGAGUACAUUCAUGAGUUCAGAUCGCACUUCGAGGGAACGUUUCGAAGGGAACACCCUACCCGGGGGUCCAAGCCUUGGAUGGAUAGCAGAGUCUCUCGGGAGUUCAAUCGUCAGGCUCAGACUCGACCCCUCCAAUGGCCUCCCAAGAUCACGGCAGAUGAUAUCCGACUGACUCUGGACAGAGGCUCAGUCAAACCAGCGCCGGGGCCGGACAACUGGGAGAAGUGGGCGCUCAGACAAAGCGGCACUGAGUGGCUGACCUUGAUGGCAAAGCUAGUGAGAUACAUCGUUCAGCACAACUAUUUCCCGCCAAUUCUCAAGGAGAACUACAUAUGCUCGAUGUAUAAGAGGGAGGUUAUGCUGGAAACCAACAAUUAUGGAGGUAUAGUGCUUGCAAACACGCUCCAGAUCUUGGUUGCGUCGGUAUUCACCCGCACAGUUCAAGAUUACGCCAACGCCAUGGGCAUGAUCCCGGACACCCAAAUCGCAGGUCGCGCUGGGGCACAGGUGGGGGACCUAACACAUCUCCUGCAUGCCCUCGACGGCUAUGCAAACCUGGUCGAUAAGACGUGGUUUGCCUUGAAGCGGGACCAGAAGAAAGGGUUCGACUUUAUCCAUCAAUCAGGGUGGGAUGAUGCGGUGAAGUUCUUCGGACUGCCGGACACUAUCAACGUGUUUGACAAAGCCAGGACCAGUCAAGUAUCUUUGCGAGUCAAAGUUCGGACGCUUGUGUCCGACCCUAUAAUUACCGAUGGGUUGACCAAACAAGGCGACCCGUUCAGUCCUAUCAAGUACGUCCUAGUCACAGCGAUGGCCCUUUGGUGGGCUAUAGACAAAAAUCACGGGGAUGGCAUGUUGAUCGAGUCAUCGCUCCACAAUAUGGACAAUCGCAGGAGGAAAACCCCAAGCGCAUCAGCAUGGGGAUGAAAUCACGGUGACGAUCCCCAUGAUAGCCGCGACGGACGACACUAUCAUCCUGGCUCGAGACCGGGACCAGCUGAAGAGGCUCACGUACUCCAUGGAAGAGUUUCAGGGCAGGUAUGGAAUGGAGACAGAUUGGGACAAUCCUAAGAAGAGUGU
Messenger RNA from Kockovaella imperatae, 2328 nucleotides. RefSeq lists its product as hypothetical. NCBI's taxonomy places the organism in Eukaryota, Fungi, Basidiomycota, Tremellomycetes, Tremellales, Cuniculitremaceae. The coding region runs from base 178 to 2175 and encodes 665 amino acids. The transcript has a single exon. The record is from RefSeq and is a predicted model, not a curated record.